AUGCCGCUCGCCUCGCUCGUGCACUGGCUCAGCUCCACACCCACCUCAUCGACCCUCUCGACUCUCGCGCUCUGGGGCUCGCUCGCGGCGCUCGUGGUCGGUCUGAGAGCGUGGAGCAAGGGCUAUGUGUGCAAGGAGGAGCGUGGGCUGGCUGGGAAGACGUUCUUGCUCACGGGCGGCUUCUCUGGUGUUGGACUAGCAGUCUUCCAGCACCUCGCCGCAGCCGGCGCGCAAGUAAUCGUCCUCACUCCCGACCCUUCCUCUCCCUCGACAAUCCAGCUCCUCCUCCUCCUCCGCUCAUCCACCUCAAACGAGCGCCUGUACGCUGAGGAAUGCGACCUUGACUCGCCGGCGAGUAUCAAGCGCUUUGUUGAGGGAUGGAAGAAGGACGCGAGGGAGGGCAUGGUCAAGGAUCUGGAGGCUAGGAUUGACGGGAUUGUCUUUUGCGACGAGGGUGGCACGAUGGAGUGGCGCGAAAAGGCGGGGAGGGUGUUGACCGGCCGGCAUAUGCUCGUCCAGCUUCUCAUGCCCGUCCUACUUCGCUCGGCUGCGACUUCGACUUCGCCCAUUCGUAUCGUCAACACGCUCGACAGCCCCUUCUACGCCGCGGUCACGCCCGACACCUUCGAUCCCCCUUCCCUCGUCGCGGACCAGGCCGUCGAGAAGGCCGAAGCGUCCGCCGAGGCGAGUCGGCAGCUCUCGUCCAUCGUGCAAGGCGGCCGUGUCGCCUUGGCAAGCGUCCUUCUCUGGCGGGAGUUCCAAGCGCGCCUCUCGACAUCCGAACCGAAACCGUCGACCAAUCCUUCAGCAUCUAGCGACGCUCGAGUACCGAGCACUUCCCCAAUCCUCGCUUUCUCCGUCUCUCCCGGCGUCCUCCGCUCCUCCCUCCGCUCUCUCCUCCCCCUCUCCACCCGCCAAUCUCCUCACUCGCGCCUUCCAUCAUCCAUCUACGCCUUCCUCAGCCUCCUCAUCUCGCUCCUCGCCUACCCAUUCACCUGGAUCUUCGGCAAACGCGCGGACGAAGGCGCGCAGGUCGUCUUGGGCGCUAUCAUGGGCGAUGUGGAGCGAAAUAGUGUCGGAGGACGGGUAGUGAAGGGUCCAGACGGGCAGAGGGUGGACGCAGAGAGACUGGAGGGAGGAGAUGGACGGCAGAGGAUGCGAGUCAGGGGCGGGGCGCUGUAUCGGGAGGGUCGGGAGGUUCCCCUCCCAACUUCCGUCCGCGGCGAGUUUUGGGACGCCGAGUACAAGAGACUGGAGUCUUUGCUGGCCCGGGAAGGACACAAGGGAGCGAACGGGACGACCGGGUCGGCAACAGGGGAUGGGCGAGGGAAGGAGAAGGCGGCCUGA
This is a messenger RNA of Rhodotorula toruloides NP11, 1347 nucleotides long. RefSeq names its product short-chain dehydrogenase/reductase SDR family protein. The transcript is spliced from 3 exons. The record is from RefSeq and is a predicted model, not a curated record. Lineage: Eukaryota; Fungi; Basidiomycota; Microbotryomycetes; Sporidiobolales; Sporidiobolaceae. The coding region runs from base 1 to 1347 and encodes 448 amino acids.